Molecule: messenger RNA, 231 nt
Organism: Aspergillus puulaauensis
Lineage: Eukaryota; Fungi; Ascomycota; Eurotiomycetes; Eurotiales; Aspergillaceae
Exons: 1
Coding region: 1-231 (76 amino acids)
Source: RefSeq, a predicted model, not a curated record
AUGUCCAGACACUCUCGUGCUCUCCAGGUCGUUGACAGAAUCCUUGACGCGCUGUAUGAAUUACUAUACAAGGUCCGCAAGCUGCCCUCGCAUCUACUUGAUGAUGAUGUCUUGGAUAGCAUACUCGACAGAUUCUUCAACAUGGUUCUAAACAAGACCAACGAGAGGUUGGUCGAGAGGCUUCUGGGGGAUGUGCUGAAUGGCAUGGUCAACAAGCUUCCGACUCGAUGA